Lathyrus oleraceus (garden pea) is the source of this 987-nucleotide messenger RNA. RefSeq lists its product as uncharacterized. The transcript is spliced from 8 exons. Gene Ontology annotation, biological process: DNA replication; DNA strand elongation involved in mitotic DNA replication. NCBI's taxonomy places the organism in Eukaryota, Viridiplantae, Streptophyta, Magnoliopsida, Fabales, Fabaceae. The record is from RefSeq and is a predicted model, not a curated record. The coding region runs from base 178 to 777 and encodes 199 amino acids. Gene Ontology annotation, cellular component: GINS complex.
AACUCAAUCCACCGUACAAACGAAAAGCUCGCCGGAAAAAAGCCGCCGGAAUACCUCGUUGACCGCCAUAACAGUUAGAAAGUCCGCCACAAGAGCUUUUGGAGGAAGGCCGGGAAGGAAAGAAUCGUCUUUCUUAAGAUCAAAGCUUGAACAUCCCACACAGGGAAAGUACUCGAUAUGUAUGGGAGAAAAGCUUGCCAACUUGUGAAAGAAUUUUCAAGUGGAGAAAAGGGCCAGCUCACACCAUUUAAUAAUGACUUGUUUGACCAAGUAAUAUCAGAGUGCAGCCAACAUCACCUUGAGCUUCAGGCCUUGAUAAGGAAGAUGCAGGAAGAAGGUUUGGAUGUCCAAACAGCUAGGAAUCCUGACCACUAUGGAGCCCUCAUCCAUCUAUUUUCUAUAGUUCGAAAUAAACGUUGUCUAACAGCUUAUGUGUAUAACCGAGCAGAAACUAUACGGAACCUGUUAUGGAAGAUAGGGCCCGUGAUUCCAAAAGAAAUUGAAGAGAAGCUUAAUCAUUGGGAGGAAGAGUAUUUCAAGAAGCAUUCUGUAGCAUUGAGAACUUAUAUGUCAAAAGCACUGGUUGAUUUGACUGUGGAUAUGGUACCACCAAAAGAUCCAUACAUUCAAGUAAGGGUCCUUGAAGACAUAAGAGAAGGCAUUGUACUUAGUGAUAAUAAGAAUCCCAAUUUCGCCCGCCAUUCCAUGCACUUUCUGAAGCGAACUGAUGCAGAGAAAUAUAUCUCACGGGGCUUAAUGGAAGAGCUCACUGGUUGAACUGCUUGUUCUAAAAAAUAUGUAGAUGAUAAGUUUAAUUUUGGACUUGAUAUGUUGGAUUUAUUAUUGUAUUAAUAUUUUCUCUAGUCUUAGUUAUAAGAGAAUUAGUCCUAACAGGAGUGCAGUUCACUUAAUUUUCCAGAUUUUAUUUUCUAAAUCUUAGAAUCCAGAUUUUGUUCUUUUAAUAAAAUCCAAGAUUAAUAACCUAAA